CCUCGCUUCCGCUCUUUCCAGCCAGCCAGCCAGCCCGCAUCGAACUGCCGAUCUCGAGACGACGGCAUCCUCAUCCCGCCACCUGGACAGCAGCCCCUUCCGCCCAAGCCUCUCAGACCAUCUCCUGCAUCUGCGUGCUAUCCCAGCCAUGGACUCGCACAAGCGCAAGCUCGCGGCCGAUGAAGAGCCCGUCGCCGUUUCUGUCUCAGAUCCGCUCGCUGGCGUGCCGCUGUCUCCUCCACGCAUCCCAUUCAACAAGCGCACCAAGAGCGUCGGCAGCGACGGCGGUCAUGCCGCUGCGGCCCCGCUUUCCUUUGAGCAGCAGCUCGGAGAGAUUUCGAGUGCAGAUGACAAAUCCGCGAGUUACGAGGAUCUGUGGCCACGCCCAGCGCUUCCAUCAGCGAAUCCAAAAUCGGACUCGAUCGUCUUCCAGCAGAUCGAGGUCGAUGACUACAUUGGCCCUGCCCAUGCAAGAAUUCCUCACAAGGGUAUCGGCGACGUCUCUAUCAUUCGCAUGUAUGGAGUCACCGAGAACGGAAACAGCGUCAUGUGCCAUGUGCAUGGCUAUCUGCCGUACUUUUACGUCAGCGCACCCAAGGGCUUCCAGCAGUCCCACAUACCGGCCUUCUUCGAGGCCCUUAAUAACCAACUCAAGAACGAAGGCAGCAAGAAGCCCAUUGUUGAUGCUCAACUGGUCAUGAAGCAGAGUCUCUAUCACUUCCAGGGCCUGCAGCUCAAGCCUUACAUCCAAGUGACUCUGGCCCAGAAGAGCCAGGUCGCCUCGACGAAAAGAAUCCUCGAUUCAGGUCUUCAGAUCGGCAGCCUUGGGCGAUUUAGCUUUGUGGCCUUUGAAAGCAACAUGCAGCACCCACUCAAGUUCAUGAUCGACACCGACGUCCGCGGCGCCAACUGGGUCGAGAUCCCCAAGGGCCACUACACUGUCCGCAAGGCCUUUGACUGCCACUCGACGGCCCAGAUCGAAAUUGACUGCAUGUACGAUGAGUUUGUCUCGCACAAACCCGAAGGCGAAUGGUCCAAAAUCGCCCCUCUCCGCAUCCUCAGCUUCGAUAUCGAGUGCGCGGGCCGCAAGGGUAUCUUCCCCGAGCCACAGCACGACUCUGUCAUCCAGAUCGCCAACAUGGUGACAAUCCAAGGCCAGAAGGAGCCGUUCAUUCGAAAUGUGUUCACGCUCAAGUCGUGUGCCAACAUCAUCGGCACGCAUAUUCUGUCGUUUGAAAACGAAGGCGACAUGCUCUUGAAGUGGAGCAAGUUUGUGCAGGAGGUCGAUCCAGACAUCAUCACGGGAUACAACAUCCAAAACUUUGAUAUACCGUACUUGAUCGACCGUGCCAAGACGCUGGGUGUCGCAGAUUUCCCGUAUAUGGGCCGCAUCAAAGAAACCAAGACUGUCGUCAGGGACUCGCACUUCCAGUCCAAAGCCCUCGGUGCCCGCGACAACAAGACAACCAAUCUCGAAGGACGACUCCAAUUUGAUGUUCUUCAGAUCGUCCAGCGAGACCACAAGCUCCGAUCUUAUACGCUCAACUCUGUCUGUGCCCAUUUCUUGGCGGAGCAAAAGGAGGAUGUGCACUAUUCGAUCAUUACCGAUCUGCAGAAUGGCAACGACGAAACUCGCCGCCGCCUCGCCGUUUACUGUUUGAAGGAUGCCUAUCUUCCCCAGCGUCUACUCGACAAACUGAUGUGCAUCAUCAAUUACACCGAGAUGGCCAGAGUCACGGGCGUGCCUUUCAACUAUCUGCUGACCCGUGGACAGCAAAUCAAGGUCUUGUCACAGCUCUACCGUAAAGCCAAGGUGGACGACUACAUCAUUCCACAUCUCGAGCCGUACGGAACCGAGGAUCAAUACGACGGUGCCGUCGUCAUCGAGCCCGAACGAGGCUACUACGAGGUCCCCAUCGCGACACUGGAUUUCACAUCUCUGUAUCCGUCCAUCAUGAUGGCCCACAACCUGUGCUACUGCACGUACAUCGAGAAGCCCGCCGAGGAGCUCAAGCGAUACAACCUGACUCAAGACGACAUUAUCCGAACGCCCUCGGGAGAUCACUUUGUGAAGUCGUCGGUUCGCAAGGGCCUGCUGCCCACCAUCCUCGAGGAUCUCCUGGCGGCUCGUAAGCGAGCCAAAAGCGAUAUGAAGAAGGAAACCGAUCCUUUCAAGCGCGCCGUGCUGGACGGUCGCCAGCUCGCGCUCAAGAUCAGCGCCAACUCGGUGUACGGUUUCACCGGCGCCACGAUCGGCAAGCUCCCGCUGCUGGCGAUCUCGUCGAGUGUGACUGCGUUCGGACGUGACAUGAUCAACGAAACCAAGAAGCUCGUCGAGGCAAAGUACACCAUCCAGAAUGGGUACGCCCACGAUGCCAAGGUUGUGUAUGGCGACACCGACUCUGUCAUGGUCAAGUUUGGCGUCGAGACGGUUGGGGAAGCCAUGGAGCUCGGCCGCGAGGCUGCCGGCUAUGUCACGACUCAUUUCAUUCGACCCAUCAAUCUGGACUUUGAGAAGGUCUACUUCCCGUACCUGCUGAUCAACAAGAAGCGCUAUGCCGGACUCUACUGGACCAAGCCCGAGAAACACGACAAGCUCGAUGCGAAGGGAAUUGAGACCGUGCGGCGUGACUCUUGCCGCUUGGUCUCGAAUGUCAUCAACACAUGUCUGAACAUGCUGCUGAUCGAUCGCAACAAGGAAAAGGCGGAGGAAUAUGUCAAAAACAUCAUCUCCGAUCUUCUCCAGAACCGCGUCGACAUUUCGCAGCUGGUGAUCUCGAAGGCCCUUGGAAAAGCCGAGUACGCCGGCAAACAAGCCCAUGCUGAGCUCGCGGAGCGUAUGAGAAAGAGAGAUGCAGGCUCGGCUCCCAGUUUGGGCGACCGUGUCAGCUAUGUGAUUGUUAAAGGCAGCAAGGAUGCCGCUGCAUAUGAGAAGGCCGAGGAUCCCAUCUUUGUUCUCGAAAACAACCUGCCUAUCGACACAAAGUACUACCUGGACAAUCAGCUGUCGAAGCCUCUGCUUCGAAUCUUCGAGCCGGUCCUGGGCGAUCGCGCAACGAGUCUGCUCACCGGAGAUCAUACGCGUGUGAUUCAAGUGGCGGCCCCCACGACGGGUGUGCUGAUGAAGUUUGCGGUGCGCAAGGCCACAUGCAUGGGCUGCAAGGUUCCGCUCAAGAAAGGAGAGUCGACGGUUUGCAUGCACUGCAAGCCUCGCGAAGCCGAGCUGUACGUUCGACAGGUCGCCACUGUGAACGAGCUCGAGACUCGAUUUGCGCGACUGUGGACGCAGUGCCAGCGAUGCCAGGGCAGUCUGCACCAAGAUGUGAUCUGCACCUCGCAGGACUGCCCGAUCUUUUACAUGCGCAAGAAGGUUCAGAAGGAGAUGACCGAUGCGAGCAGCGCGAUGAAGCGAUUCGAAUAUGUCUGGUGAACGAUAUCCAGGCGCGAGCGAGCCGUGGUCCUCUGGUGCGCUCGGGAUGGUGUAGAGCCACUCGCUUGGCGAAUGCUGAAUACCAACAAGUGCCGAAUGUCGAG
Molecule: messenger RNA, 3534 nt
Organism: Polychytrium aggregatum
Lineage: Eukaryota; Fungi; Chytridiomycota; Chytridiomycetes; Polychytriales
Product: DNA polymerase family B-domain-containing protein
Exons: 25
Coding region: 149-3430 (1093 amino acids)
Biological process (GO): DNA-templated DNA replication; base-excision repair, gap-filling; DNA replication proofreading
Cellular component (GO): delta DNA polymerase complex
Molecular function (GO): DNA-directed DNA polymerase activity; 3'-5'-DNA exonuclease activity; nucleotide binding
Source: RefSeq, a predicted model, not a curated record